GGGCUCACAUUCUUGGCCAGGACAGCCGCGCCAGCGACGGGAGGGGCGGGGCAGCCAACACUUUGGUGGAAGUGGAAGCUUGGGGUUCACGACAUCCUCCUCUCUCACUCUCUCCAAAUGGUGCAGAGAAUUUAGCCCAAAUCCUCACAUUCCCUCCGUCUUUUAAAAAACGCCCAGCCGUAGCCGCCUGCAGACAGCUGAUGCUGCUAAACAAUCCGUUCUUCUUCUGAGAUAAUAGAGGGGGUUCACAAAAAAACAGGAGAAGAGGUUUAACGGGGUGCGGAGGAACUAACGCAUAGGGUGUUUUUCACUUUUUUUUUCUCGUGUAAUAGGGUAUUCCGAAUAAGAGACAAACAUUGCUUGGUGUGGCUGCAUAGCAGAGAAGGCACACGAGGAGGAGACUCGGCGGGAUAUAAUGACUGAGAAAGAAUCGGCAACUGAAAACCUUAUAUCAGAUGCAAUGGCAACUCCUUCUCCUGCCAAAAGUAUGGGUGAGCCCGGGAUCACCCCGCUGUCUCCCUCACACAUCCAGCAGGAGGACACGGACCAGGUCCCCUCAGGCCCCUCCUUCGUGGUGGUGGUGGCCAUCGACUUCGGCACCACCUCCAGCGGCUACGCCUACGCCUUCACCAAGGAGCCGGAGUGCAUCCACACCAUGAGACGCUGGGAAGGUGGAGACCCCGGCGUAUCCAAUCAGAAGACCCCGACCACCAUCCUGCUGACGCCAGACAGGAAGUUCCACAGCUUCGGUUACGCGGCGCGUGACUUCUACCACGACCUCGACCCGUCCGAGUCCAAACAGUGGCUCUACCUGGAGAAGUUCAAGAUGAAGCUCCACACUACCGCGAAUCUGUCCACUGAGACAGACAUCCAGGCAGCCAAUGGGAAGAGGGUGAAGGCCCUGGACAUCUUUGCGUACGCCUUGGCCUUCUUCAAGGAGCAGGCUCUGAAGGAGCUGAGCGACCAGACGGGCGGAGACUUCGACAACAACGACGUGAGAUGGGUCAUCACAGUGCCCGCCAUCUGGAAGAUGCCCGCAAAGCAGUUCAUGAGGGAGGCAGCCUACAAGUCUGGCUUGGUCACCCGUGACAACCCAGAGCAGCUGAUCAUUGCCCUGGAACCUGAAGCAGCUUCUAUCUACUGCCGCAAGCUCCGCCUCCACCAGAUGAUUGACUUGGGCACUCGGACCACUCAGAACGGCCACAGCCCCACCGACAACGUAGGGGGACAGAUGACCCCAGCGAAGGAGCAUGGUCGGCGCAACCGGCAGAGCCGCACAUUUAUGGUGGAAAAUGUCAUAGGAGAGCUUUGGUCGGAGCUGGAGGAAGGUGAUCGCUACGUGGUGGUGGACUGCGGGGGCGGUACCGUUGACCUGACGGUGCACCAGAUCCGCCUCCCAGAGGGACACCUGAAAGAGCUCUACAAGGCCUCAGGUGGUCCGUACGGCUCCAUCGGCAUCGACUAUGAGUUUGAGAAGCUGCUUUGCAAGAUCUUCGGCCAGGACUUCGUGGACCAGUUCAAGGUGAAGCGCCCGGCCGCCUGGGUCGACCUGAUGAUCGCCUUCGAGUCCCGGAAGCGUGCGGCCGCGCCGGACCGGACCAACCCGCUAAACAUCAACCUGCCCUUCUCCUUCAUCGACUACUACAAGAAGUUCAGAGGGCACAGCGUCGAACACGCGCUUCGCAAGAGCAAUGUGGACUUUGUGAAGUGGUCUUCUCAGGGCAUGUUGAGGAUGAACCCCGACGCCAUGAACGCCCUCUUCAAGCCCACCAUCGACCACAUCAUCCAGCAUCUCAACGAGCUGUUUGAGCGGCCCGAGGUGAGCAACAUCAAGUUCCUCUUCCUGGUGGGGGGCUUCGCCGAGUCCCCGCUGCUGCAACAGGCGGUGCAGGUCAUGCUGCAGGGCCGCAGCCGCAUCAUCAUCCCGCACGACGUGGGGCUGACCAUCCUGAAGGGGGCGGUGCUGUUCGGCCUGGACCCCAGCAUCAUCAAGGUGCGCCGCUCGCCGCUCACCUACGGCGUGGGCGUGCUCAACCGCUUCGUGGAGGGCAAGCACCCGCCGGAGAAGCUGCUGGUGAAGGACGGCACGCGCUGGUGCACGGACGUGCUGGACACCUUCAUCGUGGCCGACCAGUCGGUGGCGCUGGGCGAGCUGGUGAAGCGCAGCUACACGCCGGCGCGGCCCGCGCAGCAGGUCAUCGUCAUCCACGUGUACUGCUCGGAGCGCGAGAACGCCGCCUUCAUCAGCGAGCCCGGCGUGCGCAAGUGCGGCACGCUGCGGCUGGACGUGAGCGGCACGGAGAGUGGCGCCGCCCGCCGGGAGAUCCAGACGCUCAUGCAGUUCGGGGACACGGAGAUCCGCGCCAUGGCGGUGGACGUGGCCACGCAGCGCACAGUGCGCGCCAGCAUUGACUUCCUCAGCCACUAGAGAGGGAGACGGGGAGAGAGUUGGGAGCGGGCCAGAGAGAGAGAGAGAGAGAGAGAGAGAGAGAGAGAGAGAGAGAGAGAGAGAGAGAGAGAGAGAGAGAGAGAGAGAGAGAGAGAGAGAGAGAGAGAGAGAGAGAGAGAGAGAGAGAGAGAGAGAGAGAGAGAGAGAGAGAGAGAGAGAGAGAGAGAGAGAGAGAGAGAGAGAGAGAGAGAGAGAGAGAGAGAGAGAGAGAGGAGAGAGAGAGAGAGAGAGAGAGAGAGAGAGAGAGAGAGAGAGAGAGAGAGAGAGAGAGAGAGAGAGAGAGACUCCAGCAAUGACUUCCUCAGCCACUAGGGAAGGAGAUGGGAGGAUUAAAUUAAUCUAAGUUUAUCCGUCUUACAGCUUACACAGUAUACACACACAUUAAUAUACACGCACUACUGUCCAGUGGCAUUUCUUGGUAUAUUCUUGAGCUGGUCUUGGUCAGCGAUCUUGGAGCUUGGCUUGAUGACAUGUGUUUUGUGAGUGUGGUGAGUUGAUAAUGAGGCGUGUGUGCACUGUGCACCCAGUUCAACAACCCAGUAAUAGGAAGAUAGUAGACCAUAGAGGGUGCUGUACUGGGCCUCUGCCCUGUCCAAUCGAGGCAGUCGGUACUUUAAUCAUGUGUGUCUUGUUAAACCACAGACACGCUCUUUAUUCCUCGCGCAUGCGUGUAAAAGCAAAGUGGUUAUUCCUCGCAUGUUUAUCCAGCGCUUCCACUAUCAGACCCCUCGCAUACUCCUGGUUUCUGCGCCUUUACUUUGAAGCUUGGUUUGCUUGUCAGGGUUUGAGUUAUUUAGGAACAGGAGGAUUAUCGGAUUAAAUGAUAUGACCGCAGUAUCAGGUAUUCCAGGGAUUCAUAUGUACACGGUGUAUACUGUAUGUUUAUAACGAUUAUUGCUUAAAAACUGGAGGUUGCAUACACACUUGAAGAAAUAUGUUUUUGAUCAUGUCCCCUUCGAUGCCAUAAGCUGAAUCUACCUACUGGCUGCUAGAUGUGAAACGUUGGGAUAUAUUUUAGCUCUGCAGACAUUUCCACUUGUGAGGAGCUUCGUAAAGUUCAGGAGGAAGACUUUUUUGUUUCUUCAAUUUGAUCAUUUCAGGUUAGUUAAUGAGUCUUAACUUCACCUUGUGUCCCGUUUCAUCCUCACAAACAUUGCAGGGCUGUUCGGAAUAAGCCAACACUAGAAUGUGAAUAUGUCUUUGUAUGUCAGGCCAGUGGGCCGUACUGCUAGCUUCAUGAAACCACCACCAGUUAAGCCAUUAACCUCCAACGGUAUAGCCAGGAAAACACCACAUAAUAGCCAUCCAAUAGCGGAAAUGUUGCCUUUUAUUCAUCCAUGCGUUAUGCUACCGUAGUAUGAUGUUUAUUUUUGAAAUGUGUGAAAUAGGUUUUAGUUUUUAUUUUCUGAUCAUAGGGAACGGUGCACUCCCAUUUGGUGGGCUUUUUGUGUUGGUUUCUGUAAAUACGGUAUUUAAAUGUACAGAUUUUUUGCGCUAUAAUUUUAAAUGCUUUCGACCCGAGAAGGGGAUUGUGUGUGCACACCAUCAUGUGUGUGCUCGCAUUUGAGUGUGUCUGCAAGAGUGUGUGUUUGUGUGUGUGGGUGUUAACUUGAGGCAUUUGCGUGCGUUUGUGUGUGCGCGAGUAUGAGUGUGUGUGUGUGUGUGUGUGUUUCCUGUGGACAUCUGUCACGUUUUUUUUUUUUUAUUCUCACCAGCUGUACCCGCAGGGGUCCAGAAAGGCUCUGAUUGCUGUAUUCACUCCCAGGUUAUUAUGGGAUGCUCUGUCUGUGCUGGCAUUGAAACACUUCCAUGGGUUAUUCCUUUGCGCAUCAAGGUGAAUCCCAUUCUCCACACAGGCCAUCAUUAUGUUUAUUAAAUACCUGUUGAGAGCGACCUCAUGACCCCGUAACCCCAACCCCUAGACCAAUCAGAGGGGUCUAUCCUCUAAUACAAACUAUCAAAGUUGUAUCUGUAUUAGUAGUCACAUUCAUUAAUGAUAUUCACACUUAACCUCUUUACUAUGUAUAGUGUACUUUAUAUAUACUAUACUAUAUGUCGUCAUGUUUGACAUUAUCAUACGUUAACACUUCCACUCUAGUGCUGAGGAUGCCGUUUGGAUGUUUGGAGUGUGACUGCGAAUGAGUUUUAAUGAAGUUAGUGCCUAACGUAUAUAAAACAGAUGUCACUGUUACUAUACAAACACAGAUUUGUGACAGUUUGUGUGUUUGAGUUGGGGUCGGCCCUUCUCAAACAAUCAAAACCUGAAUCCUUCUCAAGCCAACCCCUUCGUUUGUAUUUGUAUAGGUUGCAAGCUAUAUUAUUUCGCCUAUUUAUAGGAAGCCAACCAGCCCACGUAUUAUAAAGGAGUUAUAAUGAUUCACUUUCUUGUUUUAUCUAUACAUGUAUACACCUAUAAUUUACUUUAAAGCUGUGAAUGGAUGCUGGCCUUGUGUAAGUGUCGUGCACCAUGCCUAUUUUUGUCCUCUGUGCUGACCUCUGACCUCGUGCAUGUCUCAGCAUGUGUUGCUUAAAGGAAUGAGCAGGCAUACAAGCGAUCUGUUUGUCCCGGCACCACGGUCCAUGUCUCUUUUGGAUGAGAGGAACGUCACCAAGAGGGCCGGAACAUCCGAGAGAUUCGUAGGAUUCACGUUGCAUAGGGUGUUUUUUUUGUUUUGUUAUUUGCGAGUGUAUUCAUGCAUGCAUUCUGUAUUGAAACCAUGCACAGGGCGCUGUAAAAUUGCUUUGUCACCGCAGUGGUCCUGAACCCCAUCGCAACCACUUUAAAUAAUUCACCAAUCACAGAAUUAUGAAUGUGCCGGAGCACCAUUGCUGCACUAGAACCGUUUCACUCCGUUGUAGCCCACUGUAGACCGCGGCGCGACGGAACCUAGGUUUUUACGUUGAAGGAAAGACCGCAACACUCAGUAGAUUUACUUUUGAUUCUGUGAUUACGGUGUAUAUUGUGUAGCCUUUUUUCUUUCUUUCUUUCUUUUUUUUUGCCAUUCUAUGAUUGAUAAGAUGUUCUGAUGUAGCUGCUUGGCGCUAAAAUAACUCACGGUGAUAUGAAGAAACACGUAUUCUCUGUGCGUAAAGACUAGAACACGAUCCAGGCGCAAAGGACGCGUAAACACUUGAAUUUGAAGGAGUCGGAUUGGGAAUAUCAGAAUGGAUUAGAUCUAUUUAGCUUGCAAAAGUAAAGAAAAAUCGCUUAACGCCGUUCAAAACUAGCAGUAUAGUUACAAAACUUGAAGAUCCUCACUAUCAGAUCGCGAGAUUGUUGUGAUAUUAAUCUUAUCUCUUCUGCCUAUCAUGUAACAGAUAACACUCAUGUGAAGUUUAACACCUUUAACCUUCCAACUCGGGCUCACCGAGGUGCUAUCCAUGGACACUGUUUCACCAAUAAAAUGUGUAUUUCAAAGAA
Messenger RNA from Gadus macrocephalus (Pacific cod), 5870 nucleotides. RefSeq names its product heat shock protein 12A (gene hspa12a). The record is from RefSeq and is a predicted model, not a curated record. The coding region runs from base 416 to 2428 and encodes 670 amino acids. The transcript is spliced from 12 exons. Lineage: Eukaryota; Metazoa; Chordata; Actinopteri; Gadiformes; Gadidae.